AUAAGUUUGUAUCUCGACAGGACACUUCUUAAGCGGUACAAAAGUCUCAUGAACUUGAAAAUAUGGUCUUCAGUAUUUUUAAAAUUAAAAAAAUCAGAUUUUAAAUAACUGCAUUAUUGAUGAAAAAAGGGGUGAACAUGCUUAAUGGACCACUCUGUAUGAUUACUUUUAGAGUUAUUCGAUUCACAAAAGAAAUCAAUCUAUUGAUUAUUUGAUACAUGUAAUAUGUCUAUGAAAUUGAAGGUGUUAAUUUUGUUUUCGAUUGGUGCAGUACAAGUUACUCGUUCGGCAAUUAUGGCACAAGAUCCUACGGUAUCAAGUUUGUUGUUAUUUGAUUUUCAAAAUGCGACCAAUUUAAAUAACUGGACAGAACAAUCUGACACUGUGAGAUCAGCAGGAAUGUCAAAAGCAACAUUCGAUUUAUACAAAACUCAAACUAAACAGUCUGCAAUCUUAUUCACAUUGCUAAAUCCACUACCAAACGGUGCAUGUUUCAGUGGCGUCCGUACAUUAACACAAUUGAACCUUGAUGGAUAUGAAUAUAUAUCAUUUGUAUGCAAAACCACGGGAAAUGCCACUACAUAUAAGAUUAUUCUAAGGCACAAUAAUUUGAAUGACGAGCCAAACCCAACUUUUGAACAAAAAUUUAAGGUGAACCCCGAUUCAGAUACCACAGUAAAACUGCCAAUUUCACAAUUCAACCCCUAUUAUAGGGGUAAAAUAAUAAUAGAUGGGCCUACACUAAAUGUGAAAAAUAUUACUAACUUUGGUAUUCAAGUAGCUGGAGGUGUUUAUGAAAAUUUUAAACAGUCAGGCUUAUCGUCAUUAGUGGUGGAUCAAAUAUGGGCAGAGCCCUACGGAGAUGCAAACUGAACCAUUUUAUGUCAUCAACUAUACAAUACGAAUAUCUGUCAACCAUUAUAUUCAUUAGACAUUAUCUAAAUUCUAAAUAAUUAUCUACAAGUGUACGAUUACAACAUAUUGUAAAUGCUACUUACUCAAGCUUAAGUCAACUACUUAAUUAAAAUAACUAAAUCUAUCGUCAUAAAUACCAAAUUAAUUUCUUACAACAAAAUAUUGUAAUGUAAUUAAUAACCUAUUCAUAAUAUAUAAUAUUGUAUCGUUAUUUAUUUUCUACCUUCAUACAUUUUGUUUUGUAACGUGAGAGGUAUGGAGCUGACAUUACAUUAUUUUGUUAAAGUUGUUAGUUUUAUAAAAAUGAUUUAUUAAUUUUAUAUUAAUUUUUAUCUCGGUCCAUAUUAUAUCUACAUAGUAGUUACCGUCGCCAUCAAACUCGACGACCAACGAUCGAAUAAUUAAUGAUAAUAAUUAUAUUGAAAUGUAUUUUUAUAUUAGGUAGUUUAACAUAAUGUAUACGAAUAACUUUUACAGUAUUUAACUUGCAAUACUUCUGUAUAUUUAUAAUACAAACCAAAAAGUUUAAUAUUUGUUUUAUGUUAUACAUAGUAAUAUUUUAUGUAGCACAUAUUGUUUACAUAAUAUGUAUACAUAUUGUAUAGACAACAAGAAAAGUACUAUAAUUUGUAAAUAUAAUUAAAUAUUGUUAAUUAUUUUAUAGAUAAUCUUUGAGUUUUAAUUGUGACAGCAACUCAAUAGAUGACGUAUAUGUACCUAGACAAAAAUAAAUAAUUUAUAUACAACUA
Molecule: messenger RNA, 1664 nt
Organism: Myzus persicae (green peach aphid)
Lineage: Eukaryota; Metazoa; Arthropoda; Insecta; Hemiptera; Aphididae
Exons: 4
Coding region: 226-873 (215 amino acids)
Biological process (GO): NADH dehydrogenase complex assembly
Source: RefSeq, a predicted model, not a curated record